Triticum dicoccoides is the source of this 679-nucleotide messenger RNA. RefSeq lists its product as uncharacterized. The transcript is spliced from 3 exons. The record is from RefSeq and is a predicted model, not a curated record. The coding region runs from base 130 to 504 and encodes 124 amino acids. Lineage: Eukaryota; Viridiplantae; Streptophyta; Magnoliopsida; Poales; Poaceae.
CCCCAUUUCUAUAUUGUCUCGAAUGUUUGGAAAAUUGUAUCACUGCAAUGCCUUCUUCGUAUCUGUGGAAUUGGAGAAAAAUGCAUACAUGUUAUUGAUGCCUUAGCAAGAAGGCUCGCCGGCUGGGAGAUGGCGAGCGCCAGUGAGCACUAUGCACGGUGUAGCAAGCUGGACAAGAGCGUGAGCGACAGUCAAGACAUGAGCUAUCCAGUGGUCAAACUGGGCUAUAUUUCUUUCAUUGAGGCGAGGGUGAUUCCAGCAGGUGAGGUGCAUUUUAGACAUCCGGAUGAUGUCUUGCUAUGUCCAGGUGGUACCAUGUCUGAAUUAAGAUUUCCCUUGCAGAUUUUGCUUGGCGUACUCGCCUUUUUUCUUGAAGUUGGGCGUCGGUCGUCUCUGCGGCAAGGUGUUGGCGGGGGUUGCACGGCAUGUUCCGUCUGGUUUCAGGAGUGUGUGCUGCACCUGAAAAAAUUUCUCGGGUUGUCUCUCUACGUAUUUCCACGUUAGUUGUGAUAUUUUUAUUUAUUGCUCUGCAAUCGACAGUUUGACCUCAUGCUAGGGCAGCCUCAGCCAGUUGCCUCUUCUAUCAAAGGUAAAGAACAGAAGCCUUUUUAUUGAUAUUGCUGUAUGGAAAGUUUACUGGAAAUUAUGAUUCUAAGUGGGUGUGAAUAACGUGCUUUGU